GUUCUAUCUAGAUAUCGCAGUGGCAAGCUGCCCAAAGCUUUCAAGAUUGUUCCAGCACUGUCAAACUGGGAGCAGGUUCUGUACUUAACAGAGCCUGAGACCUGGACUGGUCCUGCUAUGUACCAGGCAACAAAAUAUAAAUGUUAUAAAAAUUAAGAGGACGCUUUGUUAACUUCUAUCAGUAACGUUUAUUUAAUUAUUAGAAGGCACCUUAUGAAUAUUCAUGACCAACUCUGAUUUGUCUUCUUUCUGAACAGAAACUUCUCAUUCAAUUCGAAGAAGCAAAUGGACCAUCUGUUCUACAACUUGGUGCUACUGCCAAGGAUACGAGAUGACAUUGCAGAGUAUAAAAAACUAAACCUCCUCCUGUACAUGGCCCUGAAGAAAGGUAUUUUCAAGCCAGGGUCAUGGUUCAAAGAUGAGACAAAUCAAGAGCGUGUAUUAAACAGGAGAGAAAUAGUCAGGUAGAUCAUCUGAAAACUUGGUUGAUAAUCAGAUUUAUGGUUGCUAGGAUGUAAUAAUGUGGAAUGAAAGUAAUUAAAAUGAUACACAUUUUGCUGUCAGGCAUUCAACAUUUGUAUCUAUAUUUACAUUUUAGUCAUUUAGCAGACGCUCUUAUCCAGAGCGACUUACAGUUAGUGAAUACAUUUUUUUUUUUUUCAUACUGGUCCCCCGUGGGAAUCGAACCCACAACCCUGGCGUUGCAAACGCCAUGCUCUAUCAACUGAGCUACAUCCCUGCCGGCCAUUCCCUCCCCUACCCUGGACAACGCUAGGCCAAUUGUGCGCUGCCCAUGAGUCUCCCGGUCGCGGCCGGCUGCGACAGAGCCUGGAUUCGAACCAGAAUCUCUAGUGGCACAGCUAGCACUGCGAUGCAGUGCCUUAGACCACUGCGCCACUCAGGAGGAUUAUAUAGUCACUAUAUACUGGAUUUUGUUUUGAGUGCAUGUUGGCAAUCAGCCAAAAAAGACAGUCGUUGCCACUAAGUGGCAGUAUUGUCUAAUCAGAUCGCAGAUUUAACCCGAUUUAUACUGUUAUUUUGGUUCCUUAGUAAAGAAAGCAAGGGUUUGAGGGGUCAAAAAAGCUGACGCUUACCAAUAAAAAAAACUAUGAUACUUUACCUUAGCUUGAGUGUUUAUCUCAAGGUAAAUAACAAUGAUCAACCAUGAUCUAUUUAACAUGUGUUGUACAAUAUUUUAUCAAUAUUUGUUUCAACUAACGACUUUAACUCUAAACCCAGCAUAUGUUUCAUGUGUCACUGGAUGUGUGUUCACACAUUGGCUCUUUCUCACUCAGUCAUCCUGAUCCCGCUCUGUGAAUCUGGAACAUGCACUCUCAGGGAGGCUAUCAUCAUUGGCAGCAUACUCAAAGUGCUCAAUCCCUGUACUGCAUUCCAGGUAAGAGAGACUCUUUUACCUGAGUUAUGUGUGCAAUUUUGUAUGAUCUAUGAUGCCCUAAUGUGAUUGCUCGGCUUGCCGCUUUGGUUAGGGACUUGGUGUUUAAGCGUGGCAGCUUCUAUCGCAGAUCAUGUAAGUGUAAAUUCAUGUGAAUGUAUGGUACUGUAUUAAAGGUAGUUUAACAGCAGGGCUUGCCACAACUUGUCCUCUGUGGAAAGAAUGCUGUAAGCAGUAAACAAAUUACUUUGAUUCUUUUUUUGCAGUGCUGCCAUGCUCUAACUGGCAGAGAUGGAGCACAAUGGAGUCAACAGCAUCUUCCUGCGACUCUUACUGGACAAGAAAUACGCCCUGCCCUUCCGUGUCCUGGAUGCCCUGGUCGUGUCCUUCCUGUGCUGUGGCACCAAAGUCUGCUCACCCUGGCGCAGCGCUACAAGGCCGACCUGGCCUCCGAACAGAAGGCUGCACUGCUGGAGCUGCUUAAAUUGCAGACACCCCCCCAGAUUUCUGCAGAGAUCCGUCAGGAGCUGCAGAACCCGGAGUCCCGUGAUCUGGAAACCGCCACAAUGGCCUUGCACUGA
Coregonus sp. 'balchen' is the source of this 1974-nucleotide messenger RNA. The record is from the annotation of a GenBank genome assembly. NCBI's taxonomy places the organism in Eukaryota, Metazoa, Chordata, Actinopteri, Salmoniformes, Salmonidae.